AUGAUGCCUACUGAUCAGCCGGAAGAAGAGACAGGUUACCUGCCCGAUAGUGUGUACAGGGAAUUGGCUUGGUACGGUAUUCUUCAAAUUCAACCGCUUCAUCAUAGUACGAAGCACAAAGUUGCAGCCCAAUUAAUUUGGCAACAUACUCUUGGAAGGCCACACGUUAUCAUGGAAAAUCCACCCCAAUCCUUACAAUCUGAAGGCAAGGUAAGCCGUCAGAUACUUGCCGAAGAAGCAGCGAAAUGGUCAAGAGAGCAACGGGCUGCUCAAGAGGUACUAAUGGAGAACAUUAAAAGUGGAGGAAACGGGCUAACUGUUCGUACUGUUAUCAGCGCUUCAAAGAAAACUACCUACAUAAUACAGAAUGGUAAUUAUUACAAAUGUCCCGAAGGGUCAGAACCAGAUUUGGAUGCUUAUAGAGUUCAAGCAAAUAUGCAUGAACGAAAAUGCACGUACUCGAAGCAAUCUAUUCCUGUAGCCGUCGAUCCUUGUAUAGAAGCUGAAGUCGCUCCAAUUGAAUAUUCAUUUCACGAGGGCUGGAUGUUCUGCCUCGGCAAUGGAGAGAGAGAAAAUAACUAUUUCCAAAAUGGUACUAUCGAUUGUGGAAAUAAAACGAAAGUAUCUGUUGAUGAAUUCCUAAGUCUCUGCGCCAUUGAUAAUAAUAUUGUCAUCACUUUCGAUUACUUUGGAGACGAGCCUCGUAAAGAUAUGAUGCAUAACGCCACUUUAUGUACUACUUGGGAUCCGUGCCGAUUAUCCUACUUAUACAGACUAGAGCCUCCACCGGUCGAACUUACUCCCGCAUUUCCAACAAGUACUCCAAACCCAUGUGACACAACAAUUUGUCCAGAGUGCGUCGAGGGAUUUACUGAAGAUCAAGGAGUUCCUAUUAAUAUUGCAUCCGGUGAAGUUUCAAGAAAAUAA
Leptosia nina is the source of this 927-nucleotide messenger RNA. The record is from the annotation of a GenBank genome assembly. Lineage: Eukaryota; Metazoa; Arthropoda; Insecta; Lepidoptera; Pieridae.